Rhizophagus irregularis DAOM 181602=DAOM 197198 is the source of this 1076-nucleotide messenger RNA. RefSeq lists its product as uncharacterized. Gene Ontology annotation, cellular component: cytoplasm. NCBI's taxonomy places the organism in Eukaryota, Fungi, Glomeromycota, Glomeromycetes, Glomerales, Glomeraceae. The record is from RefSeq and is a predicted model, not a curated record. Gene Ontology annotation, molecular function: protein kinase activity; ATP binding. Gene Ontology annotation, biological process: signal transduction; protein phosphorylation.
AAAAAAAAAAAAAUAAUUUGCACAAAAUACUUAAUUGGGGUUAUUUUCGUUUCUGUGCGCAAUACAACCUUGACCAUUCAAUUUUAUCAUUUUUUACCCUUUUUCUGUUAAUAUUAUUAUUAAAUAUGUCUGAUAAUAAACAAAUGAAAAAUACAGAAAAUACAAAUGAAUGGAUUAACUGGAUUGAAGAAGCUGUUGAUAAAGAACAUUUAAAUUAUUAUCAAUACAACCAAUUUACUAACAUUCAAGAAAUUGGUACCGGAGGUUUCGGAAAAGUGUACCGUGCAAAUUGGAAAAAUACAAAAAAACAAUUAGCGUUAAAAUCUUUUUUUAAUCUUAAUCACGUCACCAUGAAAGAAAUCGUUAGUGAGUUAAAAAUUCAACGUAAAGUUGAUUUUCAUAAUAAUAUAAUUCGCUGCUGUGGGAUAACAAAAUUUGAAUCAGAAAAUCAAAUUAGCAAUAAUUAUAUGUUGGUAAUGGAAUACGCCGACGGUGCUUACGCUGUAUCAUGCUUGCAUAAUGAAGGAAUCAUCCAUCGUGACUUGCAUUCUGGCAAUAUAUUAGUUCAUCAAAACACGAUCAAAUUGGCAGAUUUUGGGUUAUCAAAAAGAAUUGGAGAAUCAUCCAAUUUCCAAUCCAAAUUAUUUGGGAUGGUUCCAUAUGUUGAUCCGAAAAGCUUUAACAAACGAAGAAAUAAUAAUAAUCAAAUGUUUUCAUUAAACGAAAAAAGUGAUGUUUACAGUCUUGGCGUAUUAUUAUGGGAAAUAUCUAGUGGGAAACCUCCUUUUUAUACUGAAGGUGAACAAUAUGAUGUCAGUUUAAUUUUGGAUAUUUCACAAGGUCAUAGAGAAACGGUUAUUCCUGAUACGCCCGAUGAUUAUGUAGAAAUUUAUACUAAAUGUUGGGAUGGUGAGCCUGAUAAUCGUCCUAUCAUAUAUCAAGUAGUUGAUUUGUUAAAAGCAAUGAUUACAAAAACAGAUAUAAUAACGGAAAAUCCUCAAUUAUCAAAUGAACAAGAAUUUAAUGAGGUCUCCAUAAGUACCAAUAAAUCGGAAUCACAAGGAGAUUUAUCUUAA